Molecule: messenger RNA, 918 nt
Organism: Dictyostelium discoideum AX4
Lineage: Eukaryota; Evosea; Eumycetozoa; Dictyosteliales; Dictyosteliaceae
Gene: alrF
Product: aldo-keto reductase
Exons: 2
Coding region: 1-918 (305 amino acids)
Molecular function (GO): oxidoreductase activity, acting on the CH-OH group of donors, NAD or NADP as acceptor; oxidoreductase activity
Source: RefSeq, a predicted model, not a curated record
AUGAAUAAUAAUAAUAAUAAUAAUAAUGAAAAUGAAAAUUUUAUAAUUUUAAAUGAAUUAAAUUUAAAUCCAAUUAAAAUGCCAAUGUUAGGAAUUGGAACAUUUAAAUUAAAUGAUAUUGAAAAUAUUAUUAAAGUUGGUUUAGAGAAUGGUUAUAGACGUAUUGAUACAGCAUCAAUGUAUAAUAAUGAAGAAAGAAUUGGUAAAGUAUUAAAUGAAAUGGUUACAAAGAAUGAUGGAUUAGAUGGUAAAAAGAUAAAAAGAGAAGAUUUAUUUAUAACUAGUAAAUGUAGUUUUAUGGAGCAAGGUUAUGAAAAUGCUUUAAAAGCAUUUGAAUCAUCUUUGAAAAAGUUACAAUUGGAUUAUUUAGAUUGUUAUUUAAUUCAUUGGCCUGGUGUAAAAGGAUUGGAUGGUAGUGAUAGUGGUAAUUCAAUUCAACGAGCUCAAACCUGGAGAGCUCUAGAGAAACUAUAUCAAGAUAAAAAAGUACGUUCAAUUGGUGUUUCAAAUUAUACAAUCAAUCAUUUAACUGAACUUUUAUCAUCACCAAAUUUACAAAUAAAACCAGCAAUAAAUCAAGUUGAAUUUCAUCCUUUAAAUUUUCAAAAAGAUUUAUUAGAAUUUUGUAAAAAUAAUAAAAUAAUUUUAGAAAGUUAUGGAAGUUUAGCUGGUGGUAGAUUAUUAAAUAAUGAAAGUGUUAAAGAAUUUGCAAAAAAAGUUGGAAGAACACCAUCACAAUUAUUAUUAAGAUAUUGUUUAGAACACAAUUGCCCUGUAAUUCCAAAAACUGAAAAUGUUCAUAGAUUGAUUGAAAAUCAAAUGAUCUUAGAUUUCACUCUAUCUGAUGAUAUAGUUAAUAGUUUGGAUAAAUUAAAUAAAGAUCAAAGAUUUUAUAUGAAUCCAAAUUCUGUAAUUUAA